Messenger RNA from Effrenium voratum, 654 nucleotides. Lineage: Eukaryota; Dinophyceae; Suessiales; Symbiodiniaceae. The record is from the annotation of a GenBank genome assembly.
AUGGUCGACGCCCUGCUGUUCCUGCAAGAUCACAAAGCAGAUCUGCAGAACAUCGGCGAGACUCUCACACAAGACGAGGGGCUAAGAAGGCAUGCUACGAAAGAAGUGAUGCUGGCCACUUGCUUCUGUGUCUUCUUCGAGUACGUUCCUGUCACCGAGAGCAGCGAUGCUAGCCGAGUACUCGCGGCUUUCUCAGGAGCGCUCAGUCGACCAGAUGAGUUCCUGCAGGAUCUGCUGACCCUGCGGGCACAGGCCGUGCCAAAGGCCAAGAUUUUCCGCCUGCAGCCCUUGGUCCAUGAGGCGGACAUCAACGGCACGGAUUCCAGAGGAGUCCUAGAUUCGCUUUCUGCCUUCGCUCGCGCAGCUCUGGAGAGUGCCCAGAUCUACAGUGAGAUACGAGAUGCAGUAGAUGCAGGACAGCUUGAUCGACAGCAGGCAGCCAACGUGCUGGAUAGCUUGGAAAGUGACCAGAGGCCAGGGUGGCCAAGUGAAUCAUCCAUUUGGCUCAGCUUGAUCGCCUUUUCGGCUCAGGAGGAUGAUGAAUGCCAUGGACACUGUGCAGGAGGCGACCUCCCCGUGAUCAUGGCUUCUCUCAGCUUAGCCGAAGCUGAGAGGGGAAGCGCCAUUGGCGUCAAUGGCGGGGGGAUGCGGUGA